Messenger RNA from Cavia porcellus (domestic guinea pig), 1291 nucleotides. It is a transcript of the gene Cmtm7, whose product is annotated as CKLF like MARVEL transmembrane domain containing 7. Bases 154 to 726 code for a protein of 190 amino acids. Gene Ontology annotation, cellular component: membrane. NCBI's taxonomy places the organism in Eukaryota, Metazoa, Chordata, Mammalia, Rodentia, Caviidae. The record is from RefSeq and is a predicted model, not a curated record. The transcript is spliced from 6 exons.
CCCCCAGGGGCAAGGACGAAGCGCGGGUCAGCGGGUCUCUGCUUCUUCCCGCCGCCGGCUGGGGACGAGCGCGCCCCGCCCCGGCCCCGCCCCGGCCCACCCUCCGCAUAGGGCCCUGGUCCCGGGCCGAGGCGGCCGGCGGGCUGGGCCGCGAUGUCGCUCGGAGCGGGGCUCGUCCGCACGACGUGCAGCACCGGCGGCGCGCCAGGACCCGGGGCCGGCGCGGGGCAGCCCUCGGAGGGGCUGCUGGACCCCGUCUACCCGCGCACCCAGGGGGCGCUUCUGAAAGUGGCGCAGAUGGUCAUUCUGCUGAUUGCCUUCAUCUGUGUGCAGAACGCCUCGUGGACGGACUACAGUGCCUACACUUACUUUGAAGUGGUCACCAUGUGCGACUUGAUAAUGAUCCUCAUCUUUUACCUGAUCCACCUCUUCCGCUUCUACCGUGUGCUCACCUGUAUCAGCUGGCCCCUGUCGGAACUCCUGCACUAUUUAAUCGGCACCUUCUUCCUCCUUAUUGCCUCCAUUGUGGCAGCCUCCAAGAGUUACGACCAGAGCGCACUGGUAGCUGGAGCGUUGCAAAAUGAGAAGGAGGGCAGAGUUGGGAAGUCCAAGGAGUCAGCCACCUAUGAGGUCUUCGGCUUCAUAGCGACCUUCCUCUGCUUGGCGAGUGUGUGGCUGUCCUACAAGAUCUCCUGUGUGACCCAGUCAACAGAUGCAGCCAUCUGAUGUGACUACUGCGCUAGCCCCCUCCGGAGGACCUGCAGGACAGGAGGCCCAGCAGCCAGGAGAAUGAGUGGCCCUGAGCAGCUCUGGACCGUGUUCCUGUGCCAAAGUCCUGCUCGGGCUGGUGGGCUCCAGGAAGGCCUGCACCUUCCUCCUGCUUUGGCGACUCCUGCCCCCCGAGCUCCUGAGCUGGGCAGAACCUCUCCCUGUAGGCAUCCUCAGACGACGGUCCUCCUCCCCUGGGAAAGGAAAGCAGCCCGCAGCACGUGGCCUUCAGUCUGCUUUCUAACCACCUCGGGUACUGAUGAGCCCUCCUCACACACUGCAGGCUCCUGAACCCUCCGCAUAAAUCCGCUUCUCUUUCCUAUUCCGCAGGGGUGUGGAGCUGCCCCAGAUUCUCCCAGAACUCUCCUGGGUGGGCUGGACGGUCUGUCCAGGAAAGACCCUCUUUCUUAGGGCGGGCCGUGCCUGCAGGAACACACGGCAAGCCUGCUGGCUCCUCUCUGCCUGUGUUACCAUCGUGUGUAUAUCUGUGUGUUUUUAAAUAAAAUACUGGCCACUGGCAGAA